AUGACAAGCCGAUUGGAUGACUGCCAGCCAGCCAAUGCUAACAGUUAUAACAAAAACACACAGACACACAUUAACAACUACACUUAUAUCACAUUAAUGGCCUUUUCCGGCAUCUACAUAAACGAAAUCCAAAAAGUAUUACGUAAUUGUUCCGACGGCAACAACAACACAUCUAACAACAAUGGAUUUCAAUAUCUCAAUAGUUCGACUAUAAUUGCACCGCAAGAGGAAACCACACAUGAGGAGGAUUUCUUUGACGGUGACAGCAGUGCCGAGAGUAGUGAACAGAACGACCACAGCGAUGAAUACGUCCACUCACAAUAUCCCGGCAUAUUGGAUAGUGAUUUGACUUCGUUGACAAGUGGACAAAAAAAAUUCUUUAUUGUCACCGUGAGCCUCCUGUGCGUCAUAUCUAUCUUUGGCAAUGUCAGCACACUGGUGGUUAACUUUCGACGUAAAAUUAGACCAUUCUUUCGUGCCUGCCUUAUAUCGUUAGCAUUGAGUGACCUGAUGAACACGGUCUUCCUAAGUGCAGCCUAUUUGUCGGAGUUUACGGUGGAAUACGUUCAGAUAUGGACUUUGGGCCCGCUUAUGUGUAACUUGGUGCCCUUCGCCACAACGGUGGCGAUUCUAGCCAGCAGCAUGACUCUGGUGGGCAUUGCUGUAGACCGCUACUAUGCGGUUAUGCGAGCGGUAAUUGGCUUCUGGCAGCCCAGUGUAAUUGCCUGUUGUAUCUGCAUGGUGUGCAUUUGGUUGGCAUCGUUUGGCAUAGCCUGUCCCGUAUUCACCAUCUACGAUAUAAUGCCGAUUUACAUUUUAACAGAGGAACAGCAGAGUGGAGGGGGGACUCAUCACAUUGGCCCACCGUUUAUCAAAGACAAUGCAUCAGCAAUGACGAUGACGACGAAAACACCCUGGGAAAUUGAGGCUUCCAAAGAGAACCUGUCGUAUACAUUGGUGCGAGAACAGAAGCUAGUUAAUAUGUGUGUAUCUGAUCAGGAAAACGUAACCUUGUAUUAUGUAAUUGUCUUUGUCAUCAUCUUUAUACCCUGCAUUGGAGCAUUCUUUUGGUUUAAUACGAUUAUAGCUCGCAAGUUAUGGAAGCGCCGGCACAGUGUCACCAUUAACAAAAAGUUAUCAAAACGUUCCAAAUGUAAAAACAAAACGUCCAAGCAACAGCAGCAUCAGCCCAUGGAAUUGCAGAUUCCACAACAGACGGUUACAGCUGCCUACUCCCAGGGCACAAGUUCCCAACCACAAUGUCAAAACUGUAGCUGUAAACUUGGACAUAGUUCCAGUACCAUGCCAAGUAACUUAACGGGAGCAUUUGCUGGUGGUGGUGGUGGUGGUGUUGAUGCUACAACGAAUGCACCGAAAUCUCCACUGCCUCAGCCUCCUACCAACAUCAAUGCCACACGCAACUCCCGCGAGGCCAGGCAUUUGCGGAUGUUCACCAUUAUCCUGUUGAUGAUGGCGGUAUUUGUUUUCUUACGCCUCCCGGCUUGGAUCUUUCUGCUGAUGCGUAUGUAUGGUUCCUAUGGCAAGCCCAGAGAUUGGAUACUCUAUUUUGUGUUUGGCGUACUGAACUUGGCCAGUUCGGUGUUGAAUCCGUUAUUCUAUACCUUUCUGACGGAGACCAUACAAUAUGUCUUACGUUUUAAGGCCAAAGUCUCAGCUUUGUUGUGCACGGAUUGUUCAUGGCCAGGCGGUUGUUGUUUUUGUCACAGUAACGGAACGGUAACCACUGCUGCAGACUGUGCAACAGCAACCAAUAUUGAAGAACCACAUUUGAUCCUGAGUUGUUGUGAGAACUUUUGUGGUUGUACGGGUUUUCUACGCGCCACCUGGCAAUGUCAACAGCCAAAGAUUAGAAUGGAACAACAAAAGCAGCAGCAGGAACAGCAUCAACAUCAUCAUCAUCAGCAACAAAAACCCUACUGCCUACAAAUGGCAAAUGAAAACAACAACAACAGCAAGGAUGCUGCCAUCGGCUUUAAUGAAAAGGAUGAGGGUGUUGACUGUAGCGAAGAGAUGGAUGAGUAUAAUCCGGGCGAUUUAAAUAAUUACAAUCGUCACAUCUAUACAAUAUAUCCGGCAUCACUGGUCUCAACUUCAUCGCAGUAG
Musca vetustissima is the source of this 2124-nucleotide messenger RNA. Its product is annotated as 5-hydroxytryptamine receptor 1. Lineage: Eukaryota; Metazoa; Arthropoda; Insecta; Diptera; Muscidae. Bases 1 to 2124 code for a protein of 707 amino acids. Gene Ontology annotation, cellular component: membrane. Gene Ontology annotation, biological process: neuropeptide signaling pathway. The transcript is spliced from 4 exons. Gene Ontology annotation, molecular function: neuropeptide receptor activity. The record is from RefSeq and is a predicted model, not a curated record.